Molecule: messenger RNA, 2304 nt
Organism: Chaetomium globosum CBS 148.51
Lineage: Eukaryota; Fungi; Ascomycota; Sordariomycetes; Sordariales; Chaetomiaceae
Exons: 1
Coding region: 1-2304 (767 amino acids)
Source: RefSeq, a predicted model, not a curated record
AUGGAGAAACACAGCAGGAGCGGCGACUGUCAUAGACCACCCCCGACAUCACCCAGGGGCCAUCUCAAGAAGAAACUACGUCGGGAGGCACCUCCGAGAUGGCGGGACGACACCAAGUGGGCGCGACGGCCACCUUCAGUGUCGCCCUCGGACCGGUUCCGGGAUGAUGAUGAUGAUGCUCGCGAGUCCAAACCGCACCACCUAGGCGGGUAUCUGAUCGAGUCUGAUUUGAAUAUCCGCGGUAAAUCCCAGGUGCCGCCCGAAUCGGAGACGGGAUCCGACAACGAGCCCGACUCCAAUUCGCUGGGAAAUCUCGAGAGAACCUUCAUAUCAACCGCACAGAGCAUCUUUGCCCAUGUGCAGAACAUCAAGUCUAUCACGACUGACAGCGGCUAUUCACCCACGCACCCCAUCCCGCGCGCGGUCCUGAGAAUCCAGGAGCAGUUGGACCGCCUGAACGAUGUCUACUACGCCAUCGGCGACGAGGUGGACCGCAUGGUGGGCGAGCUGGACCAAUCCGCAGCACGGGAAGAGUCGCUGCGCAAAGAGUUGGAUGAUUGCAAAACGACCAACUUCAAGCUUACUUGUGGUAAGAAGGAUCUAAGCGAGGAGGUCCGCAAAUUGAAAUCGGCAGCGGCUGAGACGGAGGUGGAGUUGCGCCGACUGAAGAGCGUUAAGGAGAACCGCGAAGCGGAACACGCGCGGCUCGAAGCCAGUCUCUGCGAGCUGCAGGAGGAGCGCAGGAGGACGGGCGCCGAGAACCUCUGGUUAGAAGAUACCGUUCGCAAACGGGAUUUGAGCUUCGAGAAGGCCUCGGCAGAGAACCGUAAGAUGCAGAACCUGGUUAAGGAAAGGGACGAGGAAGUGGAAGGGUUGAAGUCUAACAACCUGGGACUCCAAAGCUUGGUUCAACAGCGAGAGGCAGAGGCUGAAGCGGCCAGAGCCGAGAAUUUGCGACUGCAGGGCCUCAUCCACACAAAGGAAGCUCAGAUGGCGUCGCUAGCUGCAACACCGGUCACACCGCUGUCGCCGCGUGCGCCGUUGGGGCAGUUUUCCUCCUCAGCAGGCCCAGCCCUGCCGACAGCCCCACAGGAUCACGACCUUGAUCCUCACGCAAGCUCUCCGCUUCCAUACAUUAAGCAGGAAGCGCCGGACCUCACACCGCCGGGAGUUACCCAAGUUCCGCCCGCCUUGCCCCCCGAGCAGCCACAGGAUUUGAUACAACCUCUCUCCCAUCUCGUGGCCGGCGCCGCAGACGUCCUUGGCAGGCUAUUUGAUAUCGACCAGCCCACACCCUGCGACAAUCCGCUCCUAACACGCUUCCUCAACCACCUCGGCGCCGCCCCAGAAGCUUCCUCCAUCCCCAUCACGCAGCCAACAGCAACCCAAUCCUGGACCCUCAGCGACCCGUGGACCACACACUCCCCGCAGCAACCCAACCUCCGCAUCUCCCUCGAAGAGCAAUUCACCCACCUUUGCCUGCUCUUCCCCGACCCAGACCCCGACCUCGAAUCCGACUACGACGACGUUCACGACGACAACGACACCCCCAACCCCUUCACAUUCCACCUCCUAACCUCCCUCCUCACCACCCUAACCAAAGCCGAUUACUCCACCUCGCCCCGCGCCGGCUGGGCCUUCCUGCAGGCCAUGUCCGCUCCUCCUCCCCUCCUUUCCCGCCCACCCCCCGUUUCCGCCUCCGCGUCCCCUUCUGUUGCUGUUCCCGCGACGGCAACACGCACCGCGCUAUUACGCAUGAUGCUCGCCGAGCUGUGCCGCGCGCUGGCGGCCGCCUUCCAGGUGCUUCCCGGCUCGACGGCCGCGCCGCUGUGGUGGCAGCAGCGGCAUCAGCUGCAACAGCUUGAUGGGGCUGAGGGUCAGGUUGCGCCAGUCCCCCGGCUGGCGGGACUGCUGCGGGACUUGGAUCGGUCUGUGGCGGCGGACGGGGGGUUGCGCGCGUUGAGGGAGGGGUUGGCGGCGUGUGGGGAUGGGUUUUGUGUAUUUCCUUAUUAUGGUGGGGAGGGAGGGGAGAGGGAGAGGGAGGUGGGGUUGCUUCACUGCGGUGGCGGGAGCAGCAGCUUUUUGAUGAUUGAUUUUGGGGAGAGGAGUUUGAGGGCGGUGGAGUGUCGUCUGGCGGGGAUGAGGCCGAAUGCGGCGGAGCCGAGGAAAUUGGAUCUCAUUGUUGCGAGGGAGGGCGAUGGGGGGGAUGGUGGUGCGGUGGAGGAAGAGGAGCUGUUUAGGCUCGCCGCGGCACCGCGGGAUGUGGCGGCGUUUUGGGUCAAGUAUGCUAUGGGCGACGAUUGA